This is a messenger RNA of Prorocentrum cordatum, 751 nucleotides long. NCBI's taxonomy places the organism in Eukaryota, Dinophyceae, Prorocentrales, Prorocentraceae. The record is from the annotation of a GenBank genome assembly.
AUCGGCGCCGAGGACGCCGGGCUCCGCAGGGCACGCCUGCAGCUGGAGAGGCUCGCGAGCCUGGAGAGCUCCGGGGCCGAGGAGCCCUUCUGGGCCAGGCCGGAGAUGGAGUUCGACGAACGCGGCCUGCCGCCGGUCGGCACCGUGCUGCUGGCGCACCCAGCGGCCUACUUCGCCGGCGAGGGCGGCCCCGAGCAGCUGCCCGCCGCCCUCGCGCGCACCGUGCGCAGGCCAGGGCUGCUGCCAGGGCCGCGCGCGGAGAAGCGCAAGGGCACCUCGGGGCUGCUGGUGUGCAACCUGUGGACGGGGCAGCUCCUGGGCGACCUGCAGUGCACCGAUUUCAUGUCGCGGCCGCUGCACCUCGGCGGCCCGCCCGAGCGGGUCGACCCGAAGCGGUUCCUGCAGACCAUGACUAUGCUCCACCCCUACCCCGACAUGCCGGGCGCGCGGCAGAUCACGUCCGACGGGCUCGCCGUCAGCCACAGCUUUGCGGAGGCGUGCAGGUGGAUCAAUGAGGGCCCAGGCUCGUCCCUGCGCUUCCGCUUCUUCGCCAGCGACGUGCAUUGGCCACCGGAGGAGGAGGGCGAGAUGUCGCCGCGGGCCGAGGUCUGGCUGCCCGUGCGGUGCAGCCGUGACCUGCUCCUGCGGGAGCCCGACUCCGCUUUCGAGGAGCCCGUGUGGGCGCAGCUGGCCGAGCGCGCCGGCGGGGAGGCGGCAGAAGCCGCGCGGCGGCACUUGCUGCUCGCCAGGG